This is a messenger RNA of Hyalella azteca, 3148 nucleotides long. It is a transcript of the gene Ets65A, whose product is annotated as transcriptional regulator ERG homolog. The record is from RefSeq and is a predicted model, not a curated record. The transcript is spliced from 7 exons. Gene Ontology annotation, molecular function: sequence-specific DNA binding; DNA-binding transcription factor activity, RNA polymerase II-specific. The coding region runs from base 1085 to 1918 and encodes 277 amino acids. NCBI's taxonomy places the organism in Eukaryota, Metazoa, Arthropoda, Malacostraca, Amphipoda, Hyalellidae. Gene Ontology annotation, biological process: cell differentiation; regulation of transcription by RNA polymerase II. Gene Ontology annotation, cellular component: nucleus.
GACAACGCGCACAGUCUAUCCUCAUAUCCUUCCCGUAUCCGAACCGGGAGUACUGCAUCCUUUCUGUAUCCUCUCAAAUUCAAUUGCCUUCGUAGGUCGCCUCUCCCUUGUGACGACGCGUCAAGUGACUUGCCAGUGACACAGUCCCUGAUUUUGCUUUCAUUUCUUGGAGACCCACGAGCGCACAAUGAGCUGAACAAACCUCCAGCCAUUCCAGUGCAGAGAAGCAGGUGCAAUAAAGGUUAUUUUGAACUAUUCGGUCCCAAGUCUUCAGUUAAAAUGGUUUGUGCAUAUUGAAUGAAAUUUAUCAUGGAACUGGAAAUGUAUCGAGGCAGAAAUGUGCCCAACACUUAGAUUGUUGUAGAAAAAUAUUCAGUGAACAAGACAGAAAAAUACUGCUUUUCGAUAAACCUUAAAUGCUGGAAUAUUUCCUCCAUAUGAAAUUAAUUCAGCAAUGACCUCUUGUUUAUUUGAUACAUUUUUGUCGUGCCUGAGGGAAUAAUCUUUUGUGAUGAGAUUCACUAUGAAAAAAAUGCCCGACUCUGUAAGAUUAGAAGUCUAGCGACACUUCAAGAUAAUUUUCCAAGAAAAAUGUGUUUACCGAUCGUGAUUGCAUCACAUGGAUUUCUUAAAUUGAUUUUUAUGCAUAUAUUAACGCUUUCUUCGGGACUCAUACACGUAAAGUAGCGUACGUAUUUCUACCUACCAAUAUUACCCAUUCUAUCGUGACAUCCACAUCGAUUAGCAUUCAGUUGUAACAAGCGUGAUCCAGACCCUAGACUUCCCGGCCAAGUGUACGCGUUAGGCGUUAGCACCAGAAAGCCAUCGCCCCGGUAACUGUGAGAUUGCAUCAGUGAUCUUGGCGUUGUUCCGGUAACCGUAAUAUCUUCCCUGUAUUCGUGAUAUCGUUCCGGUAACAGUGUUAUCGCCCGUUAUUUGUGACAUCGCCCCGUUAACAGUGACAUUGUCCCGGUAUAAGUGAAAUCACCCCGUUAUUUGUGACAGUGCCCCGGUAGCAGAGACAUUGCCCCGGUAACAGUGACAUCGCCUCGGUAAUAGUGAUACCGUCCUGGUAACCGCGACCAUGACGAUGCUAGACCUGAAGGCGUCGACGCCGGACUACCUGCCUCGGACGGGCCCGCUCAGCAACUUCUCGAUGCUCUUCACCGGUAACUACAUAGAUCCGAGUUACAAGUCUGCGUGGGGGUCGCCUGCGUCGCCUGCACCACAGUCACAAGGCUACGGCCACAAUGGACUCGCCAUGUCCAAGUCUUCUCUCGACGCCCACAGCCCCCACCUACGACAGCCUGACCCUUAUCAGAUGUUCGGUCCGACCAGCAGCAGACUAGCGAGCUCAGGCUCAGGACAGAUCCAGCUGUGGCAGUUCCUGCUCGAGCUGCUCUCCGACUCGACCAACGCAAACUGCAUCACAUGGGAGGGCACCAACGGCGAGUUCAAACUCACGGACCCUGACGAGGUGGCGCGGCGCUGGGGCGAGCGCAAGUCCAAGCCAAACAUGAACUACGACAAACUCUCUAGAGCUCUAAGAUACUACUACGAUAAGAACAUUAUGACCAAAGUACACGGCAAGAGGUACGCUUACAAGUUCGACUUCCAAGGCCUGGCGGCCGCCACACAGCCGGCGGGCACCGACCCCACGGCAUACAAGUACCAGAGCGACUUGUUCAUGACCUCUUACCAUCCCACGACCAAACUCAACUUCAUGAGUUCUCACGCGUCCAUACCGUCUUCAGCAGCUGGAUAUUCAGCCACGAUUUUCCCGUCACCAUCCUCGUACUGGAGUAAUCCGGGGGCAAACAUUUACACGAACAUUGCUGCUGCCUCCGGCCACACCAUGGCUCACCAUCCAAGCCACAUGACUUCGCACAUCUCUUCGGCGUACCCACACUACGCAUGACAGAGCCUACUGGGCAUCAAUUCAAACUGGUGUUCCUCAAGUCCUACAAGCCACGCCACCUCCCGCGACCACCACCACUCUUCUCCUCCUACGGGAGCACCCAACGCCUCCAGCGUCUCUUUAUCGGGGCCGCCGCCCCCAGGCGUACCGGUGCUGAGUUCAGGUCUUCAAUCGGGUCUUCCGGACUGGCCGUCGACGUUCCAGCAGCAUGGGGGCGCCGUCGGGGUGUCUAACCUGGUUGAAGAGCCUCACUGACUGGAUGAGUGGUGGGUUGCCUCACCCACGCACACUCAUUCUAAUUGGAAAACUAAUCAAUUAUGAACUAAUGUGUCAUGCUUUAGUCUUGACGAGCGAGCAACUAAGUCAAUAUGUACCGUAAGUUUGACUCUUUGGUUUUCGGACGUCUCUCAUUCCGAUUAGAUCGAAUUAUUUUAUUCCUUUUAUUAAUGUAUCAAAAUUUAAUGUACCUACAGACGACUCCGGAUAAUAAACGGAUAAUUCAAAUCAGAUGGAAAAUUUGUAUAUGUGCAGACAUUUUCAUUGCUUGGGUUUCCAAUGAAACAGUUGCUAAAUAUUCGGAGACUAUGUGAAUCUUAUUUUUGGAUUUUAUUGACAUGUUAUUAUAAUUUUUUCUGCUAAUCACGUGUAAAGUGAAGAUACAACCGACUACGGAACAGUGGUGAAUAUUUCGCGCAAUCAGUUCCGUAGCCAAUUGUUAGGUGACGUAAUAAAUUUAUGGCUGAAAAAAAACUCAACCCUUUAACGGUUGUGGAAUCUGUGAUGACUCUCAACUGCUGUACAUAUGAUACUAAUGGCGACGUAUAUUUUGCAACAUGUAAAGCUAAGGAUAAACCUUUCGUAUCAGUUACAAGGCGAGAAAUGAAAGCUAGUCACUGUACAAUGAAACGAGGUAUUCUUGUAGUUUUGUAAUAUAACGCUCGAGAACAUGAAAUAAUCUAACAAACGAUCAUGAAUUUUAUGUUGAAAUUCAAUUUCUCCUCGCAAUGAUCUCUCAAUUUCAGUUUCUUCUCAAAACGUAACAAGCUAACAAGAUUAAUAUGAUACGUACUGUCGUGAUUAAUAGAAAAAGUAAUUCUUUUGAUUGAUUCUCAUUUAAAGCACAAUGAUAAUAAUAAACAUACUUAGCUUCAAAUGAUCAUAUUCGAACGCCUAAUGGGAAUGUUUAUUAUUGAAAAUUAAAUCAUAUAAAUUCACAUUGAUUUGUACACU